Molecule: messenger RNA, 2187 nt
Organism: Suillus clintonianus
Lineage: Eukaryota; Fungi; Basidiomycota; Agaricomycetes; Boletales; Suillaceae
Product: cytochrome P450
Exons: 16
Coding region: 101-1870 (589 amino acids)
Molecular function (GO): heme binding; oxidoreductase activity, acting on paired donors, with incorporation or reduction of molecular oxygen; monooxygenase activity
Source: RefSeq, a predicted model, not a curated record
UGAUACGAAUGGCAUUAACUUGCAAGAAACGGUUUUCGAUGAAAUGCAGCCUAUAUAAAUAUACAUUCGAAUGUCGAGCUCCUCAGUUUGAACCGCUCGGAUGGAGAUCCCACCUGGAUUCAUAUUCCUCGCUCAGAUCAUCCCUCGGGUUGUGCUCCCACCUGCUAUAGCCUUUGGGGCCAGCAAUUUGCUUAUUGGCAAUGCGAUUCCGCGCUGGCUGAGGAUUACGGCUUGUCUCCUGGUGCCUCCUGCAGUCGUCUAUCUUAAGGUCCUCGUCGUCCGGUACUCUAACCAUCGCCAAGCGAAGAAGAGAGGCGCUGUUCUUCCUCCCAUAGUACACAACCGCUGGCCUGCUGGCAUAGACCGACUUGUAGAGCUCCUUGACAAUAUCAAACAUGGUUAUAUGGGCGAGCCACACGAGAAGCUUUGUCAAGAAUAUGGGCACACCCUCCGUCUCAGAAUGUUGUUUGAGGAUAAGAUACUCACAGCAGAGCCGGAACAUGUCAAAGCAGUCUUAUCAACCCAAUUCAACUCUUUCCAGAAGGGGGCUGUAUCCUUCGACCAAUUUGAGUCCUUGCUGGGCUCGGGGGUCUUCAACUCUGACGGUGACGUGUGGAAAUUUCACCGCUCCAUGACUCGUCCUUUCUUCAGCAAGGAUCGUGUCAGCGACUUUGACAUUUUUGAGAAUCACGCAGACGACGCUAUUAGUCAAAUCAAAACCCGGUUGAGGGAGGGAUAUCCCGUGGACUUCCAGGACAUGAUAUCCAGAUUCACCAUGGACUCUGCGACUGAAUUUCUGCUUGGAAAAGAUGUAUGUUCUCUUUCCGCAGGCCUGGUCUAUCCACCGUCGUCGCCCCUCUCCAAGGAUCCGGCUGUCCUUCAUCAUCCAGCAAAUCAAUUCGCCCACGCGUUUCAUGAAGCUCAGGUUUUCACUUCACCUCGUAGUACCGUCGGCCCGUUUUGGAGGAUGUCAGAAUUCUGGGGGGACAAAGUCAAGAAACAUAUGAAAGUCUGCCACAGCUUCGUCGACCCUAUCCUGACGGAGGCACUGGAAAAGAAGAAGGCGUUGGGCAAUACUAAAUCUUUGACUGGUAGCUCCCAGGACAAGGACGUACAGGAGGGUCACACUCUGCUUGACCAUCUAGUCAGUUGCUCGGAAGAUCCUGUUAUAAUCAGAGACGAAACCAUAAAUAUCCUGCUUGCAGGCCGUGACACAACCGCAACAACCUUGACUUUUCUCGUUUACUUGCUAUCUCAACAUCCCCAAGUGAUGGACCGUCUUCGACAGGAGAUCCUGAGCACAAUCGGACCCUCAAGGAGACCUACGCAUGAAGAUAUGCGCUCCUUGAGGUAUAUGAGAGCGGUGAUUAAUGAAACGCUUCGCUUAUAUCCACCUGUUCCUUUCAACUUUAAGACAAGCUGUGAAGCAACAGUGUUGCCCGCUGUCAACGGCGGUAGCCCUAUGUUUGUUCCGGCCGAUACUCUGGUCAUAUAUUCUGUGUUUGUGAUGCAUCGCAGGAAGGACCUUUGGGGGCCUGAUGCUCUUGAAUUUGAUCCUGAUCGGUUCCUGGAUGAACGACUCCAGAAGUAUCUCAGUCCCAACCCAUUCAUUUUUCUUCCUUUCAAUGCUGGUCCUAGAAUAUGCCCUGGUCAACAGUUUGCAUACCACGAGAUGUCUUUCUUCCUUGUUCGGUUGCUUCAGAGCUUCUCGUCAGUAUCACUGGAUAUGAAAAUGCAAACCCUUCCACCGACGGAAUGGGCCAAUGCUCCUGGACGGAAGGGUGUAGACAAGGUUGUCUUCAAGUCCCACCUUACAACUUAUGUUCAGGGUGGCUUGUGGGUGACAAUGGAAGAAGGUACACUUGCAUAAGGAAACGUGUGGGCAACGCCAACAUACCAAAGUAGUCCAUGCACUUUGUGUUGGAAUUGGGCAAGUGCACAGCGCCUACAGAGAACAACUUGAAUCCGUUCUUUGUUGUAUUCGAAUUUUCAGCGAUUCUUGCGACCACAAGUCCCAAAUACAGCUGUCGUGUCUUGUAUUUCUGUACGAAGAAUGUUCAUUAUGUGUUGUAUUUAUGCACUCGUUGAGUCAAACGCGUACGAUAGCGCUUGCAACAACUGAGCGAGUCGACUGACAUCACUAGUGGGGUCCGACAUUCUAGUAGGCGAGUGUAGCUGAUCAACAAU